CUUCUCUGGAGGCCCGAGGCCCUUCGUUGCAGGGUGCUUGGAAGCCAACCCGUAACCAGCCCAGAUUGGGAGUCGGUGUGCCCUGGCGGGUGUGUGUUUCGGCAUGCUCAGCCUGGGGUGGCAUAGUCAGCUUCAACACGUCGUCAGAAACUUUCCGCAUGCUCCGCAUGCUGAGACGGCAGGGCACCCCUCAUGAGGACAUAACCUGCAACUGCAUGAUUUCCUGUAUGUGGACUCAGCGAGUCUUCCACUGAUUUUGGCGAGCGCAUCUCCGGCCAUCUCGUUAGUCUCAAGGGCCUCGUCUCCCUCGCCAUGGCCAGCCCCCCUGCUGCGGCGGUGAGUGCGCGUCAUGCCGCGUGCGCAGCUCGCGGCGCUCGCGGCGCUGUGGCUGCUGGUCGCGCCGGCCGAGGGCGCGCUCGAGGUCAUCGGCUCGGGCUAUGGAAGGACCGGCACGGAGACGCUGCGCGUGGCGUUGAACACGCUCGGCUACAAGACGUACCACAUGAAGGAGAUCAUUGACGGCUCGCUGACCGAGCAUGUCAAGACCUGGCACGUGCAGCUCGAGAGCAAGUGUGCGGAUGUGCAGGCGUUGAAGUCGCUGUUCGAAGACCUCGGUUACACCGCUGCUGUCGACUUCCCCGCGAGCAUGUGCUGGGAGACUCUGAUGAAGGCGUACCCCGAUGCUAAGAUUGUGCAUACGCGCCGCAAGUCCUUCGAGGUGUGGUGGGAAUCGGCGACGAACACGAUCCUGGUCCUCGGCUCGACGUUCCCCUUCAACAUCUUGAACAGGGUGGUGCCCUUCUUCGUGGCCCACAAGGCGAUGGUCGACGCUCUGUUCAGCAAUAUCCUCGGCAAGCCCCUGUCGGCUGACGAGCCAGGUUUCCCCUGGGUCUACAAGGCGGAGUUCAAGGCCAGCUACGAGGCGAAUAACGACCGCGUCGUCGAAGUCGUCCCGCGUGAGCGCCUGCUCGUACAGGACCAUGCGAAGGGCUGGACCCUUCUGUGCGAGUUUCUUGGGAAGGCAAUCCCCGCGACCCCCUACCCCCACGUCAACACCCCCGCCGAGUUCAAGGCCCUUGCGCGCAGCCUCUCCAUUGGCUUCGGCUGCGCCGGGCUGGCCGCCCUCGCCGUGCUCGGGCUCGUGGUCAAGUUUGUGAUCGGUUUGUGCGCGGCGGGCGGCAAGACCAAGGGCGCCUGAGACCCGCGCUCGUCGAUCCGUCCCGUCUGCGGCACAGGAAGUUUCUGUCAGCAGUGUUCCGAGUCAGGAAAGAGGGCACUGCUUUAAAUGGGUGUUAUCCCAAAUUGACAAAUUGACAUCGGAUUCGUGGUCUCAAAGAGGCCCGGGCCAUGUGUUUCUUGUUUAAGGGAGCAUGUGCUGUGGAACAAAAGCAUGUAUGGGAUAGGCCACUCCAGCUCCCGUCGGAUGUUGCAGUCCAUAUCUGGCACCGCAGUCCUUUCUGCCACGUGCGCACCGCGCCUGUCCCCAUCUCCCUCUGGGCGCACACGGAGCGCCUCUGGAGCGCACGCCUGCCCAGCCAUCGGUUUUGCGCCCGCGGCUAUCCUGUCAGAGGUCUGCCACCUGUGCCCGCGCAUUCUACAGCACCUCCGGUAAGAGGAGGACCCUGGGCUAGCACAUCCCCGCGCGCCACAUCCUCGGGCCCAAGAGCACCAGAGCCUUGCUCAUGCGGCGAAAAUGGAGGCCUGUUCGCAAGGGGGAACAACUACAUGUGCU
Messenger RNA from Prorocentrum cordatum, 1732 nucleotides. The record is from the annotation of a GenBank genome assembly. Lineage: Eukaryota; Dinophyceae; Prorocentrales; Prorocentraceae.